UGCUCUAGGUGCUUUCCAGAUAAUGGCGAAGAUGGUGAGAAGAACGUGUGCGUUCUGUUCAGAAGGGGAGGCUGGCUCUAUAAUGUACAUUGCCGAAGAGCAAAACAUUGCAGCUCAUCAGGAUUGUUUGUUAUUUUCCUCGGGAUUUGUGGAAUCUGAAGAGUAUAACCCAGAUAAUCUGGACAUAAGGUUUGAUGUGGAAUCAGUAUUGAAUGAACUCAAGAGAGGAAAGCGUCUGAUGUGCAACUUCUGUCGCAAGAAAGGAGCCACUGUGGGAUGCGAGGAGAGAGCCUGUCGCAGAAGUUACCACUACUUCUGUGCGCUCUGCGAUGAUGCAGCGAUAGAAACAGAUGAAGUAAACGGAGUCUACCGAGUGUUCUGCCCAAAACAUGACCCAGGCAAUAGGACCAAUCACUAUGAUGCAGCUAAUAAGAGGAAAAGACACGCACUGAAGUCUUCCACCAUCACGGAACAAAUGAGCACAGAAGAAACAGCAGAAGAAAACAGAUUACGAAUAUUAAAAAGAAAAAACAGCAGGCAUAAAGUCCGAAUAGACUUCCUCAGGAAAUGCAAGCAAGCCGGGCUGCUGGAUGACAUCUUUGAAGAGAUGCUGGACACGCUUCACUUGGCACAGGAAAAGCUGAUGGAUGACAACACUUCGGAAACAGAGUAUGAAGAGACAGUAAUGUCACUCUUUGACUGUGGACUGUUUGAAAAUAUACUGACAAAUAUUCAUUCAGGGACAGAGGAAAAAAUCCAGGAACUUCUGGAAAGCAGGAAAAGACUGGACCACCAGAUUGAACUACUGCAGGAUUUAAAAGAAGUCGUCCUCCCCCCGCAGGAGACUGCUGCCAGUACAUCCAGUACGGUGUCUGAAUAACCCCCGAGUCUGCCUGUAACGGUGUCAAUAUUCAGAAUUUUCUAACGAUAGAAAACAUAGAGCACGUCGGGUCAGUGUGUAAGUGAUUUCCUUUCCUCCCCAAAGUUUGGGACACAAGCAAAGACUGGGUGUUUUACUCAUUUUUUUAUACCUCACUGUUGCAAUAACUUUAAGUUGUCCCUUUCUUUAAAUUUUAUUGUGGAUAAAUGAGUGAUAUACACCAAAUUUAGCUCAUUUGCAGCUGAAGAGAACCCCCUCCCCCAGGACUUUUUUUUCCCUCAAAGACAAGGGUGUGUCAGCUGCCAGAGAACACUCUUCAAAGUCACUUUACUUGCAGCAGCCCUCUUCUGUCUGUGGGAGGUGGCUGCAUCACUGUCUGCAUAUAGACAGUGUUGUUCUAAGGACCACAGUGCUGCUUUGGCUUUCCAAAGAAGAUAAAUUAGCAGAAGUUGCACUCAAAGAAGCUUUCUGAAUUAUAAACAGGAGUUUUUUUUAAUUGAGCGUACAUUAAGCAGUCAAUGAGGAAUUAGAGCUGCUGUAAUGACAAGGGUAAAAUGGUGUUUGCAAGCAAGCCAGCAAGGGCUGGCUAUCACGCUCCAAUCAAAAUGUAAACUGAUUUCAAUCAAAGGGACUGUCUCUUCCUUUCUCCAUUAAGAAAGGAUGUAACGUCUAUGUGUUUUCGCUGAAAAGCUAUUAUAUUAAAAUUAUUUGAAUACAGAAAAGCAUUGUUUAGCUACAAAAGGGUAACUUAAUAAAACAUUUUUAAGAAA
This is a messenger RNA of Cygnus atratus (black swan), 1650 nucleotides long. It is a transcript of the gene PHF11, whose product is annotated as PHD finger protein 11. The record is from RefSeq and is a predicted model, not a curated record. The transcript is spliced from 9 exons. Gene Ontology annotation, molecular function: histone deacetylase binding; histone binding. Gene Ontology annotation, cellular component: nucleus. Bases 23 to 880 code for a protein of 285 amino acids. Lineage: Eukaryota; Metazoa; Chordata; Aves; Anseriformes; Anatidae.